UCCAUUUAAGAUCCUCAGUCAGCAGAAAGCCGGAGGAAGUCGAGAUGACCAUUGCUUAACCGCUGAAUGAUACAUCUCCUUCUACAUGUGUAGCUCAUUAACGCCUUUUUUUCUGACAGUAAUUCUGGUUAAAGUGACAGGCACGAAUAGAGACUCACUGUCCUCUUUGAGUAAAGUGGGGUUUUCAGGCCAGUGGAUCCAUCAUCACGGGAAGAGCCUGCAGUAAAAGACACAUGAUGUCAAGCUCCUGUGACACCCUACAGUUUCGUUUCCCCUCCCACGGUGACUCAAUCCUCAGCAAAAUGAAGACUCUAAGAGAGGAACACCGCUUCUGUGACAUCACGCUCCUCCUUGGGGAUCCACAAGGUGCCACUGUCCAGCCUCCGUACUUCCACGGUCACAGAGUGGUGCUUGCAGCCUCCUCGGACUUCCUACGUGACCAAUUCCUACUCCAUGAGGGCCAAGCCGAGCUGAGCGUGGGUGUUGUUUCCAGUAUGGAGGUUGGCGAAAGACUUCUCCUGUCCUGUUACACUGGGCUCUUAGAGGUCCCUCUGAGGGAGCUGGUGAGAUACCUGACUGCCGCCAGUGCACUUCAGAUGAGCCAGGUGGUGGAGAAGUGUGCCCAGGCCAUUUCUCAGUAUCUCAGUCCCUCACUGGCUUUCUUGAAAUUGGAGAGACACAGUACCUGGCCAGGCUUCCAAAAUCAGGAGGAAAAGGAUGCAGCCAAGCCUAGCACCAGCAACCAGGAAGUGAGUACAGAGGACGGGGGAGCGGUUGUUUUCCAGUCGAGGGUCAGCCAAGGAGGUGAGGUGGAUGUCCAAGGACUGAGAGAGGUCAGAGAUGAUGGGAGGGUGGUUAUAGCCAAAAUAGAGUUAUCUGAAAAUGUAGCAUGUUGCCUCGAUACCCUGGAGUCAGAGGAAGGCGGAGACAUCCGGCCUGUUCACACAAACAAGCCAUCCUGUCAAAUUUGUCACAUCAAAGGUGCCGAAGUAUGUGAGCUGCCCCCUCCCACAGCUGUCCAAGAUCAUUUGUCGUCAACAACCAGAGGAAGUUUUGCUCAACGCAAAGAUUGGGUGGACAGUACCCAGAACCACGAUGAAAGCGCAGGGGAGGAGCAAAGAAAAGGAGAAAUGUUCCUGCUGGAACUGCAAGAUUAUGAAAAGCUGAUGGACUCAAAUCUAAUUUCCCUCUCUGCAGCACAUUUGCCAACGAGUGAUUGUUCAGGAGACGAGCUGACAGAAGAUACACACAGCAUAUUGGUGCAGAGGCCAUACCUGUGCAGGAGGUGUGACAGGGUCUUCCAACACCUGGAGAGCUAUGUGGGCCACCUGAAGGAGCACAGACAGUACUUGUGUUUGGUCUGUGGCAAAGGCUUUUCUCAGAGGAGCAGCCUGACCUGUCACAUACGCAUCCACACUGGGGUCAAGCCUUUUCGCUGCCCGCUGUGUCACAAGACAUUUUCCAAAAAGGCCACGUUGCAAGACCACCUCAAUCUGACCACAGGGGAUAAGCCCCAUAAGUAUAGAUACUGUGCUGUGCACUUUGCGCAUAAGCCAGGCCUUAGGCGCCACCUAAAGGACAGUCAUGGUAAGAGCCUGCAGGACAUGCUUGAGGAGGCUGUGCACUGAUUAUAGCAGUUUUAGCACAAGUGGUGUUAACAAAGGAGGCUUAAUAGUUAUUUAUUUCUAUAUUACAUUGAGAACAUGUCAUAUAAGGUAUCAGGAAGCACAUUAAGCUACAUAACACAGAUUGCCCUGAGCUUAAAAAUAUUUUUAUUGCAGAUUUUCAUAUUAUACAAACAGGACACUGUAUCACACCUACCUGCAUGUACCUACCCAGCCCACCUGCCCCCCUGACCUGCAACUCUAAAUUAGAGUCGGCCAUUUUUGACAUUUGCCAAUGAGGAAAAGCACACAAAGGAACAAAACAAGAGCAGACAGACAGAGAAACACAACCACGCAACAAGUUAAGAGAUCAGACAAUGAAAGGUUACAUUCUCAGCUUUUAUAUAUCCUACAGAUGUGAAGAAAGGCUGCCAAGUUGCAAAAAAUCUCUAAACAAUUGGGGCUGCAAAAAUUAAAUAAAUAAAUAAAUGACUUGAUAAAUUAAUAUGCCAUUACAUGUACCAGAAAAAUAGAAGAAAAUAA
Messenger RNA from Epinephelus moara (kelp grouper), 2147 nucleotides. Its product is annotated as zinc finger and BTB domain-containing protein 26-like. The transcript is spliced from 3 exons. Lineage: Eukaryota; Metazoa; Chordata; Actinopteri; Perciformes; Serranidae. Gene Ontology annotation, cellular component: nucleus. Gene Ontology annotation, molecular function: RNA polymerase II cis-regulatory region sequence-specific DNA binding; DNA-binding transcription factor activity, RNA polymerase II-specific; protein binding. The coding region runs from base 234 to 1628 and encodes 464 amino acids. Gene Ontology annotation, biological process: regulation of transcription by RNA polymerase II. The record is from RefSeq and is a predicted model, not a curated record.